UGAGGGCAGAGCAGGGCCGGGCAUGGCGGAGCCGGCGAUGGCGCUGGGCGCGUGCAUGGAGGCGCUGGGCGCCGCGGCGGCGCAGCCCGAGCGCUUCCUCAGUGUGCAGGAGGGACUUGCCAGUGACUUCACCUUGCUAACAAAAACACUGUAUGAUUUCCAUAAAGCUCUUGGGGCUGAUGUUCUUUCUGGGAGCCCUUUGAAGGAGCUGGUGAUAGAUAACGUCGAUGAAGAACACAUCUGGCAACAGCUGGAGCUCCAGAAUAAUGCAGUUCUGGGCUACUUCAAGAAAGCGGUUGCUAGAAAUGUGAAGGAGGAGCAAGAGCUCUUUCUGCUCCCCGAGUUGGAGGAGGAUGGGUCUGUCACAGGUGACAGUGAGAAGCAGACUGAUAGUGAGGAGGAGUUGGAAGGGAAUGAGGACCAAUCAGCAGAAGUGUUGGAUCACAAAAGCGACCACCUUGAAGAGGAAUGUGAACUUGGAAAGAGGAGAACUCAGCGCAGAACAACGGAAGGCACUGAAGAAGCGUUUAGUGAUGAGGAUUCCGAUAUGGACUUUGACAUUGAUAAAUUUGAGCAGCAAAGCCAAAUAGCAAAGAGUACCAUGAAGAAAAGAGGAGAGCCAUCUAUUCUGGAUGACAGAUUUUUCAAACUAUCUGAGAUGGAAGCUGUUUUGGAUGCAGCAGAAAAAAUGGAAAACAAAGAAAGGGAUGAAGAUGAUGGAAUAGAUUAUUUUGACGAUGUUCUUUCUGAGGAUGAGGAUGAGGAAGAGGAGUUUGGAGAAGCCAAUAUGAAGCUAAGUAAAAGUGCUCGUGAUCUUAAGUAUCAAGAUUACUUUGAUCCUGUGGAUGAUCCAGAAGAUUUCGUAAGUGAGCACAAAGAUGAAAGGAGUGAAGGAGCAGACAGUGGCACUGAAUAUAGCAGUGGAGCUGCCGAUGAAACCGAGGAAAUGGAUGGAAUUGAGCAGGCUCAGAUGGAGAAGAAUAAAGAACUUUCCAAGAGAGUGACAUUUGCUUUGCCAUAUGAUAGCGACAUGGAAGAAGACACAGACACCUUCCAGGGAAAGGCAGACAGCGCCCCUGAAACGAAAUCAUCAUUUGAAAAAAGACAGGAAAAGAUGGGAGCAAAAAUUAAGUCCUUGGAAGAGGAGCUGCUGAUGGAGAAACCGUGGCAGCUGAAAGGCGAAGUGACAGGACAGAAGAGACCCGAGAACAGCCUCCUGGAGGAAACGCUGCUAUUUGACCAUGCAGUGAGAAUGGCGCCUGUGAUUACGGAAGAAACGACCCUUGAGCUUGAAGAUAUUAUCAAGAGAAGGAUAAAAGAUCAGGCUUGGGAUGAUGUUGUCCGUAAGGAGAGAGCAAAAGAAGAACCCUAUGAGUACAAGAAGCGGUUAACUCUGGACCAUGAGAAGAGCAAGCAGAGUCUUGCUGAAAUUUAUGAGCAGGAAUAUUUGAAACUGAACCAGAAAAAAUCUGACGAGGAAGAAAAGCCCGAGCAUACAGAAAUCCAGAAAAUGAUGGACUCCCUCUUCCUCAAGCUGGAUGCCCUUUCCAAUUUCCACUUCACACCUAAACCGCCUGUGCCAGAGGUUAAGAUUGUCUCCAACCUCCCGGCAAUAACCAUGGAAGAAGUCGCCCCCGUGAGCGUCAGCGAUGCUGCUCUCUUAGCCCCAGAGGAGAUCAAGGAGAAGAACAAGGGAGGAGACAUAAAAACCGAUGCUGAGAAGACUUCCACAGACAAGAAAAGGGAGAGGAGAAAGAAGAAGCUUGCAAAGCGCAUGAGGCUGAAGGAGAGGGAGAAGCGGCAAAAACUUCUGGAGCAAAAGUCGGAACAAGGUGCCAAGUUGAGCAAAAAAGUUUCCGCUGGGCAAUUGAAAAAACUAACUAAGGAUGGUAGAACCUCAUUGCUUAAGGAUGAUGGCAAAGACAAGGCUUUGAAGUCUUCGAAGGCAUUCUUUUCUCAGUUGCAAGAUCAAGUGAAAAUGCAAAUUAAAGAUGCUAAGAAAAGCCAGAAGAAACCGAGGAAACGCGAACUCUCUGCCCAGAAGCUGAAGCUGUAAUUUAUCACACGUGUACUGUUUUGUAUAAAUUAAAGUCGGGGUUGUGGGGGUUUUUUCCUACUGUAA
Molecule: messenger RNA, 2122 nt
Organism: Varanus komodoensis (Komodo dragon)
Lineage: Eukaryota; Metazoa; Chordata; Lepidosauria; Squamata; Varanidae
Gene: MPHOSPH10
Product: M-phase phosphoprotein 10
Exons: 11
Coding region: 23-2056 (677 amino acids)
Biological process (GO): rRNA processing
Cellular component (GO): small-subunit processome; nucleus; sno(s)RNA-containing ribonucleoprotein complex
Source: RefSeq, a predicted model, not a curated record